Messenger RNA from Ylistrum balloti, 2025 nucleotides. RefSeq names its product shiftless antiviral inhibitor of ribosomal frameshifting protein homolog. The record is from RefSeq and is a predicted model, not a curated record. Gene Ontology annotation, biological process: viral translational frameshifting; innate immune response. Lineage: Eukaryota; Metazoa; Mollusca; Bivalvia; Pectinida; Pectinidae. The coding region runs from base 96 to 866 and encodes 256 amino acids. Gene Ontology annotation, molecular function: ribosome binding; sequence-specific mRNA binding. The transcript is spliced from 8 exons.
UGUAAAUUGUUCCACGAAAGGACGAGCUCUCCAUGAAAAGUUUUAGACACACAAUCAGGAAAAUACCUAACUGAUACCCUGUCUACGUGACAAACAUGGCUGCUGUUGGAAAACAAGCACAGAUUGCAACGCUGCACAAGUUAUACGGAGAUAGAUACGAUCAGGCGGAGGCAAAAUGUCUGCUCCAACACCACGACUGGGACGACCGAAAGACAAUUAACUUCAUACAGGAAAGUGAACCAAGUGACGUGCGCAAACUGAUACUUCGACUUUUGGGGGAUGAGAAUUCGGAGGUCAAGAAAGAUGAAGACAUGGUUAGGUCUGUUUCGAAAGGAUUGACAACAGCCAUGAGACAAUUUGCGUGUGAACCAUGUGAUCAGGUCUGGUGGAGCAGUGUGCCGAUCAACAAGCCGGUCUCGAAGUGUAAACUCUGCAGAUCCAAGUAUGAUCCAAUACCCAAAGAAAUGAUGUGGGGUUGGGCAAUAUUCAAGUGUGAAUGUGGCAAAGAGUUUAGUGGUUUCGGUCAGAUGGGAGUGACUCGAAGUGAAUGUUACAGAUGUGGGAAGUCUCCUUAUCCGUCCACCAUCCGUCCUCCGAACAGAAGACGAACACCGAAAUCAAAACAGAAACACAAGUGUGACGCCCCUGACUGUCCCGGGUGUGGUUACAAAGGCAACGAUACAGAAAAUGAUAUGGUAAAGAAGUGUAUACAUCCCAGAUCUAGAGAAGGAAAGGCCAAGGUCAUUGUCGCCAGCCAGGCCCAUGUCAGUACCGGAUCAACCAUAUCGUCUUUCCGGGAUCAAGAUGAACUUUGUUCGGCAAUGUACAACACUUCCCUGUCAGCUAUUAGGGAAAACCUAAAGUGAAAGUCACUUGAUGAUACAUUAAACACCGGACUGGUCACGUGAUGAAACAUUGGACAUUGCAAUAGUCAUGUGAUUGUGCAUUUGACAUCUGACUAGUCACGUGAUGAAACAUCGCACAUCGGUGUUAUUACGUCAUAGAACAUUACACAUGGGACUUGUCACGUGAUCGGAUUGUGAUAACUGGAUUUAAACACUUGAGUUGGUAUUGAUAUUAAAUGUAUGAACUUAUUUGCGAGUUGGAUAACACCCUAAUAUCCGCCCUCGAUUCAUCAAUUUUGAUUAAGAGUUAACUAUUUUUAACAUGUAUCUUUCAUUCUUUUUAUCGCUUGCAAUCAAUACGUUAAGGAAAAUCCCUGCACUAACGACACCAAUUACAGAGGCAGAUUUUCACAUUUAUGCUGUAAACAAUGUCAUUAUUGUCGUAUACAUUUUAUUGUAAUCAAAGCUACAGCACCACUACUUUUAUUUCCAUAAAGAUGAGGUUGAUAACGUUCUGAAUAUGAUAACAACUUGGAAUGUUUUACAGAUUUUACAAUUCAUAUCAGGUACAUAGAAUAAUUGAUCCUCCUCAAGAAAUGUCGAUAAUUGAUGAAUAUUCUGUCAAACAUUGCUAUAAGUCUGGAAAAAACACUCCGUUAACUUUGUAUCGAUACAUAUUGUAUAUAUAGAAUUCACUUCAAAAAUAUCAGAUAUCGAAUUGAAAUAAAAAAUGAAAACAAGUCCUCAUUUUGCUUGUAAUACAUGUAAGUAUGUCCUACACUAAGGAGAUCUUGUUGAUGAUGGGACAAAGUAGUUUACCUUGUAUUCUGAUUUCAGUUUCGGUUAUAUAGAACAGUCGUCUCAAUAACAUACAAAAAUUGGCUGGACACUUUUUGUGAGAUACAGAAAUAUGCGAUAGUGUUGUUUCUGGAAAUUUAUGUAUAAAACGAAGUCAGUAAACAGACAGAUGGACCCGUGUUUAUACAUGUAUAUCCUCGGAUUUCUUAUAUAAAAUUUGUCUUUGAUAUUCUAAUUUACCGUUUUGAAUGAAUGUUUUAGUCAUGUGGUGUAAAUCAUCAUGCAAUAAAAUUAUUUUAUUAAUCUUUUUGUUACAAUAUCCAAAUGAUUGGAUUCAUAUUCGAAAUGUUGAGAAGUGUGUUUAAAUAAAAUUUGCAUCGUU